Megalops cyprinoides (Indo-Pacific tarpon) is the source of this 5410-nucleotide messenger RNA. It is a transcript of the gene kcnh3, whose product is annotated as potassium voltage-gated channel, subfamily H (eag-related), member 3. The record is from RefSeq and is a predicted model, not a curated record. Lineage: Eukaryota; Metazoa; Chordata; Actinopteri; Elopiformes; Megalopidae. Gene Ontology annotation, molecular function: voltage-gated potassium channel activity. The transcript is spliced from 16 exons. Gene Ontology annotation, cellular component: membrane. The coding region runs from base 202 to 3831 and encodes 1209 amino acids. Gene Ontology annotation, biological process: regulation of membrane potential; potassium ion transmembrane transport.
ACCGAACUCAACGAAUAUUUCAAUGGAUAUGGUCACAACCUCGGUCCCAAAGUGGAGCCACGUGUGUCAAGGAUCGGCGCGCUCCUUCAGGGGCUAGGAUGCGCGCCGGGUACCUCCCGAUUCCUACCCGGUUUCGGGUCUGAAUCAGAAUCCACUGCCCCGGGGCGCCGAGCCCGGAGAGCCCCCUCCACUCGGACCAGGAUGCCGGUGAUGAGAGGACUGCUGGCACCGCAGAAUACCUUCCUCGACACCAUAGCCACCCGCUUCGAUGGCACCCACAGUAACUUUGUGCUGGGGAAUGCCCAGGUCCAGUCCCUCUACCCAAUCGUGUACUGCUCAGAUGGGUUCUGUGAGCUGACUGGCUAUGCUCGCGCCGAGCUGAUGCAGAAGAGCUGCGCGUGUCACUUCCUGUAUGGGCCGGAGACCAGCGACCGGCUCACGGCGCAGAUCCAGGGAGCCCUGGAUGAGCGCAGGGAGUUUAAGACUGAGCUGGUCUUCUACAAGAAGGGAGGUACCCAGUUCUGGUGUCUUCUGGACAUUGUUCCCAUCAAGAAUGAAAAGGGCGAGGUGGUGCUCUUCUUGGUGUCUCAUAAGGACAUCACUGACAACAAGAAGGACCAGGACACUGAGCAGGGCCCAGAGACAGAUGAGGAGACGGGGCUGGAGGUGCACCGGGUCACCCGGCCCCCAGGCUUCAACGCCAACCGCCGCCGCAGCCGGGCCGUUCUCUACCACCUGUCGGGGCACCUGCAGAAGCAGGACAAGAGCAAGCUCAAGAUCAACAACAACAUGUUUGGGGAGAAGCCACCCAUCCCAGAGUAUAAGGUGGCUGCCAUUCAGAAAUCUCGCUUCAUCCUGCUUCACUACGGCACCUUCAAGGCAGGCUGGGAUUGGCUGAUACUCCUGGCUACGUUCUACGUCGCUGUCACUGUGCCCUAUAACGUCUGCUUCAGCGUGGGUGGGGGGAGGGACGAGGGGGGCUCCAACCCCCGCAACCCACCCAGCGUCAGUGACAUCCUGGUGGAGAUCUUAUUCAUGCUGGACAUCGUGCUGAACUUCCGAACCAGCUACGUGAGCACGUCCGGCCAGGUGGUGUACGACGCUCGCUCCAUCUGCGUUCACUACGCCACCACCUGGCUGUUUGUGGACCUGAUCGCCGCCCUGCCCUUUGACCUGCUGUACGCCUUCAACGUCAGCGUGAACUUUGGCGUGCACCUGCUGAAGACAGUGCGGCUGCUGAGGCUGCUGCGUCUGCUGCAGAAGCUGGAGCGCUACUCCCAGUACAGCGCCGUGGUGCUCACCCUCCUCAUGUCCAUGUUCGCCCUGCUCGCCCACUGGAUGGCCUGCGUCUGGUACUUCAUCGGCCGGCGGGAGAUUGAGAGCAACAGCCCCGGAACCUGGGACAUCGGCUGGCUGCAUGAGCUUGCAAAGCGUCUGGGCACCCCUUACUUCCUGUCCCCCUUAUCCUCACUGCUCGGAGUCUCUGACUCUGUGCACCCCACAAGCAUGGAUGGGGUGGCAGCCAACGGCAGCCAAUGGAAUGUCUCCGGGGCAGAGCUGGCGGGGCGGGACUCCUGGAAUUCCAGCCAAUGGAACGCGACGGGGGCGGGGCUGGGUGUGGGGCAGACGACGGUCUCCGGGACAGCUCAGUGGAACGGGACGGGGGUGGAGCUGGGGGGCGGGCCCUCGGUGCGCAGCUCCUACGUGACGUCUCUCUACUUCGCCCUGAGCAGCCUGACCAGCGUCGGCUUUGGCAACGUCUCCGCCAACACCGACUCGGAGAAGAUCUUCUCCAUCUGCACCAUGCUCAUCGGUGCCCUGAUGCACGCAGUGGUCUUUGGGAACGUGACGGCCAUCAUCCAGCGCAUGUACUCCCGCCGAUCCCUCUACCACACCCGCACCAAGGACCUGAAGGACUUCAUCCGCGUGCACCGCCUGCCCAAGUCGCUGGAGCAGCGCGUGAUGGAGUGCUUCCAGACCACCUGGUCCGUCAACAACGGCAUUGACGUCAGCGAGCUGCUGAAGGACUUCCCAGAUGAGCUGCGGGCGGACAUAGCCAUGCACCUGAAUAAGGAGCUGCUGCAGCUGCCGCUGUUCGAAUCGGCCAGCAGGGGGUGCCUGCGCUCACUGUCCCUCAUCAUCAAGACCUCGUUCUGUGCCCCAGGGGAGUUCCUCAUCCGGCAGGGUGAUGCCCUGCAGGCCAUCUACUUUGUCUGCUCCGGGUCCAUGGAGGUGCUGAAGGACAACACCGUGCUGGCCAUUCUGGGUAAAGGGGACCUGAUUGGCUCAGACUCCCUGACUAAGGAGCAGGUGAUCAAGACCAACGCCAACGUGAAGGCGCUGACGUACUGUGACCUGCAGUACAUCAGCCUGAAGGGGCUUCGCGAGGUGCUGCGUCUCUACCCCGAGUACGCGCAGAAGUUCGUCAGCGAGAUCCAGCACGAUCUCACCUACAACCUGCGGGAGGGACACGGGGCCGACGUGGACUGGGAGAGUAACGGGGGUCUGGUGAAGAAGCUUCCUUCCAUCAGGGAGGAUGAGGAGGGUGAUGAAGAGGAGCAUUCGUCCCUCUCCAAGGCACCCCGCUCCCCUCUGAGGCUGACCCGGGGCCUCAGCUCACCCCUCCGCUCCCCCCUGCUGCCGCCCCGCCCCUUUCGCCCCCCCAACGAGCAGACCCGGCCUGCCACUCUACAGAUCCCCCUGGUCAGCUUCAGCAGCGCCCCACCGGAGCUCAGCCCCAGGUUUGUGGACGGGAUCGAGACGGAGAGCCAUAGCAACUCAGUGCAGAAGUUUGAGUUCAACACCAGCCUGACCCAGAGCACCCCACCGUCCCCUAGCCCAGGAAGCCAGGAGCAUGCGGAGACCAGGCAGAGCAUCACCAAGCUGAGCCAGGAGAUGAGCAGUCUGUCCCAGCAGGUGUCGCAGCUCAGCCAGGAGCUGCAGGAAAUGACACGCCUGCUGCGUCCUCUCCUGCUCAGCUCCCAGCCAGUGCUGUCGGCCAUGACGCCCACCAUGACCCCGCCCCCCAGCAGCGCCAGCGCUCCGUCCAUCAGCAGCCCCCCGGUGGCCCCUCCCCCUCCCCCUCCGCCCGCGCCCCCCUCCUCCCCGCUGCCCGUGCCCUGCUCCCUGCUGGACAGUGCAGACACAGGGGGAGGGGGUCUGCUGAGCUGCCUGGUGCCCACCACCCCUCCACAGAGGGCCCCCCUCCAUACACAGACCCCCCCACCUCACUCCACUCCAACCCUGGGCGAGGAGGGCACUGCAGGGCGGGUGUCACCCCCCUCGGCCGGGAAGAACGGACUGCCUCACCCUCCCCAGGACCGCCGGGCCUUGGUGUCUCGGACCCCUUCCCCCUCCCUGUCCUUCUCCCUCUCCCUGUCCUCCUCCGCCUCCCCGUCCGCCUCUCUCUCCCCCUGCCAGGGCCCCCACCUCUCCCGCCUGGGCAGGCACAGCAGGGGCCUGCUCCCCCCUCCCCCCUCGCAGGACACACCCCCUCCUCUCACCUCCCACUGCUCCGCCCCCCCUUCGCUCAGCAGCUCCCCAGGGGACCACAGGCUAGGCAUCAGCCCCUCGCCCACGUCGUCCACGCCCCUGAUCCGGCCCCCUCCCUGCACCCCGCCGCCACCCACCACGCCGCCCUCCGGGCCCCACCCGUCCCCGCUCUCCCCCAGCUCUCUGGACUCUCUGAAGGAGACACAGGCCAGCUUCCUGCCCUCCUGGAGCCAGCGGGCCCCCAGCCCCGACGCCGCUCCGCUGGAGAUGGAGAUGGAGGAGUGGGGGGUGCAGACGGAGCACAUCAGCUUCAUCGACGAGGAGGAGCCGCCUCUGUGAGAGGGAGAGAGCGAGUAACACAGCAACCACCGUCAGGAAAAGGAGAGGGGGAGAGAGAGAGAGCGGGGGGGGGAGGAAAGAGAGGAACCACGACCCGUUACAGAGAGGCAGACACUCUGACCAGCUACAGUUUCCUCUCCCUGGCCUUCAGACCAGCUGAGAGUAAGGAGGGCAUCACUCAUCAAAGGGGGGCCAGUCGCCUACCUGUGCUAGCCAUUACCUUUACUACAACACAGUGACUGGUCACUCUGUCCCCUGGUCAAGACCCCUCCCCCUCACCCUGUGACAUCACUCAGCAGACUCCACACUGGCCCAAGCCUCUGUAACUCCUCCUCCAAUUUCCUUACUGUGUCCACAGAGGAGUCCCCCUGUGCAAGGCUCAGUGACUCAUACAAGUACAACACAGGAACAGUGGAAGCUACAACACAGUGGUCAAAGUCACCUACACAUUGGCCUACAAUAUUUCAGUGUGUGAGGGCAAACUUGUACUCAACAAUGUAUUCAUAAGACCUCUUUCCGUACUGUAUAUCAAGCAUCAUUGUAGUUGCAAUGUUUCAAAGAGAAGGAGUUGGAAAAUACAGGAGUACAAAUGUUUGGUCUUGAAGGGGACAGAUUGUAUGGACUAAUACAUAGCUUUCAGCCAUUUAGAAGAAGAGACUUGAAUAAAAAUGCAACACGGUUAAAGAGUUAAACAACACUUCGGCCACUCAGUGCAGCGACCCCCCACCCCCCAUUUUUCACAUAUCAUUUUUUAACCCAAAGAAGUAGCCCUUGUUUGCUUGCUGUAGUGGCCAUCUCCACUGUACAAUGAAUGCUUUAAUUUGAUUCGCUACAGGUGCCCAUAGGUAGGCUGAAAGUGAACAGCUACCCCUUGACACGAAGACACCUCCUUCUUACUCAUGGGACUGUCCAAUAUCACUGCCAUUUGGAAGCAACACUACUGAUCAUUAUUGACACAACCAUUCUACCACAGCCACCUACUCUCAAUUAGAUGCUGAGUUCAGAAGUUUAGCAUUGCUACUAUCAUAGGCCACAUUGUUUGUUACAUUUCCAUAUUGUUUUGGAAACACCUUGAUCUUGGGUGACUCACAAUACUGUAAUUUGUAGUAUUUCUGUAUGAGCACAAGUCACAUGAUCACAAAUCUGUUAUAUAUGCUAUGGCUCUAUUUAUGGAUAAUGGGAGACCUUUGGAAGCUACUGAAGCUGCCUGAUGAUGGACUGUGUGAAUAAGAAAUAAGGACACUGGGGCAGCUUUCUUCUACUCCUAUUACAGAAGAGACCUCUCAUUUUAGAAACAUGAAGUGGUACAAAAUACACACUCACACACAUGCUCACAUUGUGCUACAAUAAAGAACCAAUUGCUGUGACACCUCACAGAUUACACUGGUAAUGAAUGUUAGCAAGCCAGUUACACCAGUAAACCACUGCCAGAAAUACCCCUCUGACCCUUCAUUCCUCACAACUGCCCUCUGGGGCUUCAAGUAGGGAACUUAUAUCGCGACAAUCACUGAGGAAUUCUAAUGUGUGACUGCAGCUGUACAGUGAUCUUAAUACCGGCAACAUAGUGUCCCCCCCCCCC